Laetiporus sulphureus 93-53 is the source of this 264-nucleotide messenger RNA. RefSeq lists its product as uncharacterized. Bases 31 to 231 code for a protein of 66 amino acids. The transcript has a single exon. The record is from RefSeq and is a predicted model, not a curated record. Lineage: Eukaryota; Fungi; Basidiomycota; Agaricomycetes; Polyporales; Laetiporaceae.
AUGCGUUCCGAUAUAUAAGAUAAUCUCACAAUGUCAUGGUGCCCCUGCUGUCGGAUGCGGAAAAGAGUUAUGCGUCUGCUGUCUGUGGAUCCUGCCAGUGACGAUGUUGUGGUAUGUGCACCUCUGGACGAUCGUGCCGAUGUCAUUGACGCUACUCAAGCUCUGUGGCGAAUGCGCAGUCCUCAGCUUGAACAUCGAUCGAUUGGAAUCCGAAUUCAAGCAAUUCUCUAAUGCUAUCGGACGCAAUCAAUUUAUCAUGUGUGA